CCUCACUCCCCAGCUCCUCACCACACCACACCGAGAGCGAGACGCCCAAGCGACCACUCUACAGCUUAAGCCACCGCCCGAGCGCAAGAACAAGUCGCAGCCAAGAACAAGUCCGGUCUCCAGCGAAGCUUAGCUUGCUGUGCCAGCCAUGUCGUCCAUGGAGUUGCUCCACGCCGUGAUCCCGGAGCAGCAGCACGAGGAGGAGGUGGCACUGACGACGAGCAGCAGCGCCACGAGCUGCGAGGAGGGCGGCCACAUGCUGCAGGGGUGGGCCAAGAGGAAGCGCUCGCGCCGCCAGCGGUCGGAGGAGGAGAACCUCGCGCUCUGCCUCCUCAUGCUCUCCCGUGGUGGCCACCACCGCGUCCAGGCGCCUCCGCCCCUCGCGGCGCCGGCCGCCGCUGAGUUCAAGUGCUCCGUCUGCGGCAAGUCCUUCGGCUCCUACCAGGCGCUCGGCGGCCAUAAGACGAGCCACCGGGUCAAGCAGCCGACCCCCCCUCCUGCUGCUGCUCCGGCACUCCUCGUGGAGGCCCCCGCCCCAAUCACCAUCCUACCGCCAGUGGACCUCCGUGAGCCGGCCACUUCAUCCACCGCCGCGUCGUCCGACGGAGCGGCCUCUAACAGGGUCCACAGGUGCUCCAUCUGCCACAAGGAGUUCCCUACGGGCCAGGCGCUCGGCGGGCACAAGAGGAAGCACUACGACGGCGGCGUGGGUGGUGCCGCUUCCACCGAUCUCGUGGCCGCGGUGGCCGCCGAGACAUCCGAGGUGGGGAGCUCCGGCAACGGCAGCUCUGCCGCCCGGGCGUUCGACCUCAACCUCCCGGCCGUGCCGGAGUUCGUGUGGCGGUGCGCCAAGGCCGGCAAGAUGCGGGAGGAAGACGAGGAGGUGCAGAGCCCCCUCGCCUUCAAGAAGCCUUGCCUCCUCAUGACCGCGUGAACAGCCGCGCGGAUCUGAUCCAUCCAAGUUUUUUGUCGAACACUAUUCGUUCAUUGGUUUGGCGCUAGUACUAUUGUUUGAUUUGUUACUGCUAUUGUACAGAGAGUGUGAGAUACAUAGCCACAUACACCUAUAGGUCUUCUUCCUCUUCUGGUUCUCUGUAACACUGGAAGAGUAUAAAUGUAUCCUUAGCUGUCAGCAUACUGUAGUUCAUACUCAUACAUAUACGAUUGAUGAAUCAGUACGCUGUAACAUAAACAUAUAUAAAUUGAUUAAAGAUUAUGGAA
Phragmites australis (common reed) is the source of this 1221-nucleotide messenger RNA. Its product is annotated as zinc finger protein 1-like. The transcript has a single exon. Bases 149 to 934 code for a protein of 261 amino acids. The record is from RefSeq and is a predicted model, not a curated record. NCBI's taxonomy places the organism in Eukaryota, Viridiplantae, Streptophyta, Magnoliopsida, Poales, Poaceae. Gene Ontology annotation, molecular function: DNA-binding transcription factor activity.